Coregonus clupeaformis (lake whitefish) is the source of this 3406-nucleotide messenger RNA. Its product is annotated as cerebellar degeneration-related protein 2-like. Lineage: Eukaryota; Metazoa; Chordata; Actinopteri; Salmoniformes; Salmonidae. The record is from RefSeq and is a predicted model, not a curated record. The transcript is spliced from 6 exons. Bases 397 to 1935 code for a protein of 512 amino acids.
UGUUCAGUGAACGUACACGUCUCAACAUUGUACAAAAAGUUUUCGUACGUCAUUCUCUAUUUAUAUUGUAGGCGGACAGUGCUGUCGUUGCAUAUAAGGACUUGCUUGCAGUGUCCAGUUUGUGCGUGCAUUUGUCGGGCUUGAGAUAUUAAUUAAGUGUCAGGUGCGGUAAAAGAACGCAUCUGUCUCAUUUGAAUGGUUCAUUGAAGAAUGUUGGGUGCAGGUGCGCCCGCGGUUUUCCUCGUGAAUGUUAAAGGUUGCUGAAAGGGUUACGGUUUGGGAGGCUGCGCUGUUCGAGAUUUCUUGAUAAUACGAGGCAUGCUUUCGCUUCCGGGCGAGCAGUCAGAGAUUUUACAGAGCGUCGGGUGAACAUCCACAACGAUAGAACGAGCAUCGAUGCUUCGUGCAGGCAGGAUGGAGGAGUUUGUUACGGAGGAAGAUGAGCCAUGGUACGACCAACGGGAUUUGGAGCAGGCGUGCUUAUCUGGAAUGGACUACUGUCUUAAUUAUCUGCACCUGGCAGCCGAGCUGGGGAAGACCCUUCUGGAACGCAACAAGGAGCUGGAGGACUCCCUACAACAGAUGUACAUCAACAAUGAGGAACAGGUGCAGGAGAUCGAGUACUUGUCCAAGCAGCUGGAGAUGCUGAGGGAGAUGAACGAGCAGCAUGCAAAGGUCUACGAGCAGCUAGACGUGACAGCCAGAGAGCUGGAGAUCACCAAUGAGAAACUGGUUAUAGAGAGCAAGGCCUCGCAGCAGAAGAUAGACAGGUUGACGGGUACCAUGGAGACACUGCAGGCCCAGGUGGAUACCAUGACCGCUCGUGUGGAGGAGCUACGUACACUAGAGGAGCUGAAGGUUCACAGAGAGAAGAGGGAGCGACGCAAGACUGUCCACUCCUUCCCCUGUCUCAAAGAACUCUGCACUGCACCAAGGUAUGAGGAUGGCUUCCUGGUGGCCAACCCCGGCAGUGUGGACCUGGUGUCUGAGCGUGAGCGCCGGCCCCUGGACGAGGAAAACGAGCGUCUAAAGGGCGUGGUCUCCUCCCUGAGGUCCGCCAUGGUGGCAGAGCGUGGCCGGAGGGAGGGGGCAGAGAGGGAGUGCACAGCCGUGCUGCAGGAGUUUGAGCUCCUGGAACAGCGCCUCCUGGGGGCUGAGGGCUGCCAGCUGCGGGUGCAGGAGCUGGAGGCGGAGCUACAGGAGAUGCAGCAGCUGAGGAGGUCCCGGGUGUGUCUGUUGGAUGAGAGUCUGGAGCAGACCCUGCUCAACAACGCCCCCGAGACCGACACACCCGAGGAGGGACCGGGGCAAGAGGAGGGAGGGGAGGGGAUGGGGGAGUCUGGGGGGACAGGAGGAGGGGGGCAGCAGGGAGGCCCCGUGAGGAAGAGCUGCAGUGACACGGCGCUCAACGCCAUCUCGGCCAGCGAUGCCUCGGGCAGGCGACAGGGCAGCUAUGCAAUACAAGCCAACGGCGCGCGCAAGCGGGGCAUGUCCAUCCUGAGGGAGGUGGACGAGCAGUACCACGCCCUGCUGGAGAAAUACGAGGAGCUGCUGGGGAAGUGCCGGCGCCACGAGGAGAGCAUGUGCCACACGGGGGUGCAGACGUCACGCCCCAUCUCCAGAGACCCCUCCAUGAAGGACUACAGCAUGGCCACCCCCGGCCCCUCCUCAGCCAUGGCGGCUGCUGCUCCUGCACCCCCCACCCCGCCCCAGACCCCCUCCACCCCAGAGGCCCUGGAGGGCAUCAGCCGGCAGGUAGACCAGGUGGACAAGAGGCUGGGCCAGAACACCCCAGAGUACAAGGCCCUGUUCAAAGAGAUCUUCUCCCGCCUGCAGAAGACCAAGAGUGAAGUGAACUCCACCAAAGGAGUCCCCAAGGGUAGAAAGUCCCCAAGGGUAGGAAGUCCUAAGGGAAGGAAGUCCAAAGACAAAUGAACUUGACCUCUCCUGGUACUAAUAAACAUGACCUCUCCUGGUACUAAUAAACAUGACCUCUCCUGGUACUACUGAAUUGACCUCUCCUGAUACUACUGAACGUGACCUCUCCUGGUACUACUGAACGUGACCUCUCCUGGUACUAAUAAACAUGACCUCUGCUGGUAAUACUGAACAUGACUUCUCCUGGUACUACUGAACAUGACCUCUGCUGGUACUACUGAACAUGCACUGAAAACAAUGGGUACAAAAGCCACAUAUUUGUUUCUUCAUUUGUUUCUCUUUGUUUGACCAUGUUGCUUGUUCAAAGUGGUCACUUGAUGUCUUAGUGACAGGUUACCUGUACUGCACGGGGGAAAUUAUACAAUUUACUGUAGAUUAUCCCCUCUGCUGUUUUCUUCAUCUUUCUGGAUACUGCCAAAUUUCACCCAUCCCAAUGUGAAUGAAUGAAUUGUAAAUCUCUGACAACAUUCAUCAUCUGGGUAGAUGAAUUGCCUUGUUUCUUGAUCUAACUUAAUGUCAUUUAUGACAACCUAGUCGUGCACUAAAAUCUGUUUGACCCGUCUUUGGUCAAGACAAUCCAGUACAAUGUUUAAAUGACUGACCAUGUAUAACUGAGACUGCACUAAUUAUAUUUAAAAUGUAUAAAUAAUUGCUAUUUUAAUGGUUUUGCCAAUGAUGACUGACGAAUAACGUGCAGAGCUAUUCAUAAAAUGUGUUUUCAAUUAUUUUUUUUAUAGUUAAAUAUUCCUGAUGUUCACAAUGAAUAACACUUUUGCCUUAACAUCUUAGGCUUGAUGCAUGCAUCAAUCCAACAUAAAUUGGUUUUGAAAUCAGGUGAAACUAGUAGACUUUAAUUGAGAGAGCCCAUGGUACUCAAGGAAGUAAUAACUUGUUCUAAAAUAAAUACUGUAUGUUAACUGUAAAACUAUAUCAGUGUAUUGGUGAAUUUACCUCUGUAAAAGGAUUCUCAAGAUGGCUAUGAAAAUGUUGCCAAAAUGGAGUUAGGUUGUCCCAGCUAGAGAACUGAGGACCUCCUGAUGAUGCACUGCGUAGGAAUUGAACUCUCAACCACACAUGACUAAACUACUGUAACUAUGUAUUUAUUUUCUCUGGAAGCACUGACUCAGACCAUGGGUACAUCUCCAUGGCUCCUUGUUUUCUGGACUGCUUAUUUCAAGUACACAUCUUACAUAAGAGAUGGCAGCUAGAGCCCCUUAUCAGUACUUUGGUUUUUCAUUUUAAUAUUUUCCUCAUUCUCUUGUGUACAAACUUCAUGUGAUAUGGUCUUCUAUGCAUUGGUAGACGACCAUCAAUGUUCUCAACAUUGUUCUGUUCAAUGAGAAAGGUUGCGUGUGUGUUAGAUGGAGCAUGUAUGAUAGAUGGGUAAAGAUGGUUUACAGAACGUUGUACUUAACAGAAGAACAGUGUAAAAAGUAACAUGUCUUCACUGAUUAAAAAAAGACCAUGA